CCGGUCGCCGCCCAGCGGACAGCGGUUUCCCCGGUUGUGUUAGCUUUAUUAUUUUUGUACAUAAUAUUAUUAUAGUAAUAUGUAUUACUAAAUACUAUUAAUGUUAAACAUCAACCCUCGACUUCGUGAGAUAAUUAUAGGUUGUUUGUUGUUUUAUAGAAAAUACGUUGAAAAGUAAAACAAAUUAAAAGUUUCUAAAAUGAACGCACCGCCUACCUUUGAAUCAUUUCUUUUAUACGAUGGUGAAAAGAAAGUGCAAAAGGAAGAAGAUACAAAAGUUACAAAUGCGGCUAUAUUCACAGUUAACAAGGAAGAUCACACACUUGGCAAUAUGAUUAGGCACCAACUGCUGAAAGAUCCUAAAGUUCUGUUUGCUGGAUAUAAAGUACCUCAUCCCCUUGAGCACAAGUUUGUCCUGCGCAUACAAACAACAUCAGAUUACACCCCACAAGAAGCCUUUAUGAAUGCCAUUACUGAUUUGACUUCUGAGCUAUCACUGUUUGAAGAAAGAUUUAAGGAAGCUAUUAAAGAGAAAAAAGAUGGAUUAGAUUAGCUGUAGGCUAUAAAAUUGUUCAGUAAGAUAUAAGUAGAACUACAACUUUGCUAUGAAGAAGAUCUAACUAACCCUUACCUAAAAACUUAAGUGUGUAAAUGUAGGAUUAUCUUACCAAACAUAAUAUUUAAAACUGAUUCAUGUUCAAAAAGUAUUUAAUGAACUUUGCUGCAGCUGAGGCAUCUACUGCAUGAAUGUUAUCAAGAGAGAAGCAUAAAUUAAGUUUAAUCAAUAAAAUUGAGGAGCUUA
Molecule: messenger RNA, 802 nt
Organism: Leptidea sinapis
Lineage: Eukaryota; Metazoa; Arthropoda; Insecta; Lepidoptera; Pieridae
Gene: Rpb11
Product: DNA-directed RNA polymerase II subunit RPB11
Exons: 4
Coding region: 200-553 (117 amino acids)
Biological process (GO): transcription by RNA polymerase II
Cellular component (GO): RNA polymerase II, core complex
Molecular function (GO): protein dimerization activity; DNA binding
Source: RefSeq, a predicted model, not a curated record